Messenger RNA from Oryza sativa Japonica Group (Japanese rice), 705 nucleotides. The record is from RefSeq and is a predicted model, not a curated record. NCBI's taxonomy places the organism in Eukaryota, Viridiplantae, Streptophyta, Magnoliopsida, Poales, Poaceae.
AGCCUCCAGUUUCUUCAGAAAAACGGCAAAAACCAUCGCCUCCCCGCCUCCUGUUUCGCCCACGAAAACUCUAUAUAAACUCCACUCUUCUUGCACUUCUCAAUCCAAUUCCAUCUCGAUCAUCUCCUCAGCUACUACUGCUUCAUCGAAUCGUCGAAGCAUCAACAGCUAUAGAUCAAGUUCGAGAGGUUGAUUCAGAGAGGCAUUGCAAAUUAGCAAUGGCGAGCGCGGCGGCGGCGGUGGCGGCGAAGGCGUGGUGGACGGCGGCGAUGAGCGUGGGCGCGGUGGAGGGGCUCAAGGACCAGUCGGGCCUCUGCCGCUGGAACUACGCGCUCCGGUCGCUGCACGGCGCCGCCAUGGACACCCUGAUGCUGCAGGUGCAUGGCGGCGCCGGCGCCUCCUCGCCGGCGGCGGCGAUGGCGGCGGAGAGGCCGGAGGAGGAGGGGAUGAGGAGGGUGAUGUACCUCAGCUGCUGCUGGGGCCCUAGCUAAGAUUGUCAUUUAGAUUGAUACUAUCCUGCUUCUUUUGCUGCUUGAUUUCGUAGGUAGUUUUGAACUUUUGAUUACUUGGGAAUCUGAAGCUGGCUUUGCAAGCAUCAAGAUGCUGAUUAAGUGAUUCGUGUCUGUAAAUGUUCCACGAUGAUGAUGAUGAUGAUGAUAAAUUGAGUCGCAAAUUGAAAGGAAACAAAAAAAAAUAUUCCUCUCA